Molecule: messenger RNA, 2883 nt
Organism: Oncorhynchus gorbuscha (pink salmon)
Lineage: Eukaryota; Metazoa; Chordata; Actinopteri; Salmoniformes; Salmonidae
Product: TBC1 domain family member 10A-like
Exons: 9
Coding region: 654-2312 (552 amino acids)
Source: RefSeq, a predicted model, not a curated record
UGGUGUGCAACUGGGAUAUGCAGCUCAAAAUAUUGAGUAGGCAGAUGUUCAAGAGGUUGAGGCAGCUGAUGUGACUACCAAUGGGGAACGCAAGUUGCAACCACUGCGCUAGAUGAGAGCGCAGGCAGGACAUCCGAACUUCUCAACUUGCCUUGACAAGGAAACAGAAUACAUGGAACAGGAGGAAGGAAGGAACGACACAAACUGUCUUUUAGCUUGCUACGCCAACAUGACAUAAGCAACAAAUGCACCUUUGUGGUGAAUUGUGCUACCUAGUUAGCUAGCUGGCUAACUUUCUAGCUAACUAAUUCAUUGCCACAUUACAAGCUAGCUAGGCUAGCCAGAUUCGUUUACGAUCAUUAACGCGCACACGGCAGCUAGCUUAUGUUACAGUCUGAAAAGGGUGGGACGUCAACAUCACACGGGAAAACGUGCGGUGUUUACUAACAUUUCGCUCGCUCAGUUACGAAUGUUGUUGUUAAUAACUAGAUGAAUUAGCUAGCUAGCUUACAUACCAGACGAUAGCUAGUCCUGACAGCCAUCGUUAGCUAGCUACGUAUUCCAUGGCAUCAGUUUUGUUUGUAAACGUUCGCCUGGUUACAUACUGUUGGUUGUGACCGUGCCAAAGAAAUAUAUGUAUUAUUGAGAGAAUCAUGGCUAAAAUAGAGAAUGGUCGCCAGUCGGCCGACUCGAGAAGUAUCCGGACCAUUAGUAGCAGUCAUAUGGACGACGAGAGCUCCCUUGGCUCAGACUCCGAGAUGAACGGCUUUACCAACGACAGGCACACUGAUAAAUAUGGAUUUAUUGGAGGGGCGCAACAGUAUUCAGAAGAAUCGGCUCAGGAUGUCCCUCCAGAGGUGCUGAGGCAGCGAGAGGUCAAGUGGCUAGACAUGCUGAGCAACUGGGACAAAUGGAUGGUCAAGAGACACAAAAAGGUGAGACUGCGGUGCCAGAAAGGAAUCCCUCCCUCACUGCGAGGCCGUGCUUGGCUCUACCUGUCAGGAGGAAAAGUGAAGAGGGAACAGAACCGGGGGAAGUUCGAGGAGCUGGACAGUCAGGCUGGAGACCCAAAAGAGCUGGAUGUGAUUGAGAAAGACCUGCACAGACAGUUCCCCUUCCAUGAGAUGUUUGUAUCACGAGGGGGCCACGGACAGAAGGACCUGUUCCGUGUUCUGAAGGCCUACACGCUGUACAGGCCAGAGGAGGGCUACUGUCAAGCCCAGGCCCCCAUUGCUGCUGUGCUGCUCAUGCACAUGCCUGCUGAGGAUGCAUUCUGGGGACUGGUCCAAAUUUGUGAGAAGUACCUCCCUGGAUACUACAGUGCCGGGCUGGAGGCCAUCCAGUUAGAUGGAGAGAUCCUGUAUGCUUUGACGCGGCGUGUCUCCCCCAUAACCUACCGCCACCUGGAGAAACAUAAAAUAGAGCCCAUUCUCUACAUGACAGAGUGGUUCAUGUGUGCCUUCUCCCGCACCCUGCCCUGGGCCUCAGUACUCCGUGUCUGGGACAUGUUCCUCUGUGACGGUGUGAAGAUAAUUUUCCGGGUGGGCCUAGUGCUGCUGAAGUGCAUGCUGGGUACCCGUGAGAAGCUGAAUGCGUGUCAGGGCCAGUAUGAGACCAUGGAGCUGCUGAGGGCCAUAGAGCCACGCUACAUGCAGGAGGGCUUCCUCGUCCGGGAGGUUCUGGAUGUGCCCAUCUCAGAGCGGGACGUUGAGAACGAGCACCAUGUUCAGCUGAAACGCUGGAGGAAGAACCGCGGUGAGCUGCACUGGAAGUCUCCUCCCAGAAUGCACGGUGCCAGGGCUAUCAUGGCUUCGGAGCCUCCCAGUCGCCAGGACCUUCGUCAGAACCCCACCAUCAUUGUCGAGUCGCCCCUGCCUGCCCCUCAGCUGCAGAAGAGAGAGAAGAAGGGCAAAGAGGAGAAGAAGAGCAUUAAGAAAACCCCUCCUCCUGUCAUGGAGAUCCCCAACCCUUAUAAUUUACCUGGUGACCCUAAGCUUCCACUCAGAGAUCCUCAGCUUCCACUCAGAGAUCCUCAGCUUCCACUCAGAGAUCCUCUGCCUCAGCUUCCACUCAGAGAUCCUCAGCCUACUCUGAGAGACUCACCAGCACAGAAGCUCCUCGUCAAUGACACACCCCUCCCAAACACACUUAAAGACUCUCACCUACCCCACCAACCAGCCCUUAAUGACCAACCAGCCCUCAACGACCAACCAGUCUUUAACGACCAGUCUCUUCUCAAAGAGUCGCCCCUCCAGAUGUCCAGACAGAGCCUGAGUAGCACAGAGGCAGAUCAUCAGGACACAUACCUGUAGCUCUCGCUGUGGGCAGAAGGUGGAACUGCAUGUGUGAAACUGGGCCUGAUGGUGAGUGAGAGAAGAACUGGAACAACCCCUGUUUUAUCCUGGACAGUUCUCAUUCACUCGCUCACUCACUCUCAGGCCCUCUGCAUGCCAACCAAGCCCUCUGUCUCUUUAUCAGGCACUAGCACAGCUCAGCCAUAUACCAGCAACUGGGUGUACCAUGGCUAAUGUCACUGCAGCCCAACUAUGGGCGACAAUUGUAUAUUUUUCAUAUGAUUUUUAUUCUGCCUGCUUUUAAGACACCGUAUUGCCUAGAGCAAGCACACAGUCAGCAGCAUACACUAAUGCAUCACUGCCAAGUGGUAUAAUCCUUAUGUUACCUCUUCAUGCUUCUUCACUCUGACUGUUACUGAUGUGCAAGGGAGAUGGUGUUCUUUGUGCAAGGUAGAUGGUGUUCUUUGUGCAAGGGAGAUGGUGUUCUUUGUGCAAGGGAGAUGGUGUUCUUUGUGCAAGGGAGAUGGUGUUCUUUGUGCAAGGGAGAUGGUGUUCUUUGUGCAAGGGAGAUGGUGUUCUUUGUGCAAGG